Oryzias latipes (Japanese medaka) is the source of this 5766-nucleotide messenger RNA. It is a transcript of the gene nfatc3a, whose product is annotated as nuclear factor of activated T cells 3a. The record is from RefSeq and is a predicted model, not a curated record. Gene Ontology annotation, molecular function: transcription factor binding; DNA-binding transcription factor activity, RNA polymerase II-specific; RNA polymerase II cis-regulatory region sequence-specific DNA binding. Gene Ontology annotation, cellular component: transcription regulator complex. Gene Ontology annotation, biological process: regulation of transcription by RNA polymerase II; calcineurin-NFAT signaling cascade; cytokine production. NCBI's taxonomy places the organism in Eukaryota, Metazoa, Chordata, Actinopteri, Beloniformes, Adrianichthyidae.
CUUGUGACGCGGGGUUAGUAAAAGUUGGGAUUGGAGCUCCGGUGGGAGAGACCGAAGCAGGCAAGAGGAGACACCGGGACGGGACAUUUACACGGGCGGCGCGGAGGCGUUUUAGUCCACGUUAAAACACUUUUGUUUGUUUGUUUGUGUUUUCACGCUCGGCGGGGAGACACAGACGAGAAGUCAGAGCCGGAGAAAGCCGGCGUAGGGGGGCAGGCGACUUUCACUGAAGUUGAAGCCAGAAUUCCGCUCGUCAACUGCCAGAGGAAGAGGCGCCACCAAACCUUUUAUUAUUUUGGAUUUUUGAAACACACACAGGGCUUCGCGCGCAACGCAAACCCCACGUAUUUAACAUAAAAAGCGUUUUUUUCUUCUUCUUUUUCUCUCUUUUUUUUGGCGCCGUAGAAAAGUCGGCAAAUGUUUUGACAUUUAGGACCUGUUAUUUUUUGCUGCUCCAGCGGUUGACGGUCGAGUGGCGGGGUGAGAACCCGAGCUGACUCAAACUCGAUGACUACUGCAAACUGCCCCGGGAAUGAGGAGCUGGACUUCAGACUGAUCUUUGGGGAGGACGGGCAGCAGCCGGUAGGCCCUUCAGAUUUGGACCCUGAUGAGAAUACUUCGUUUUAUAUCCUAAAUGUGGGCCAGGCCCAGUCUAUGGUUUCUAACCACCAGUCUAUUGGACUCCCUCGUCAUGGAAUGCACUCCCACUCUCAGGUCAUCAACGCGUCACCCCGGCCUCCACCACACAAGGCAGGAUCUGAGGCUUUAUGUAUCGAGACACAAGACUCAAAAUAUGGGACUUCCCCCCUGCUGCCUUCAGCCCCAGUGGAGACACCAAAGGCCUUUGAGUGCCCCAGUAUCCAGAUCACCUCCAUUUCCCCUAGCUGCCAGCAGGAGAUGGAUACCAAUGAAGGGGAGUUGAGAGUUAACGGUCCCGAUGGGGAUUACCAUAGAGAGAGACCGUUGUCCAGAGAUCAUCUUUAUUUGCCACUGGACCACUCAUACCGGGACUCCUCACUCAGCCCUAGUCCCUGCAGUAGCCUUUCCUCUAGGAGCUGGUUUUCUGAUGCCUCCUCUUGUGAAUCUUUUUCUCAUGUCUAUGAUGAUGUAGACUCAGAGCUGAAUGAAGCAGCUGCCAGGUUUACUCUGGGUUCCCCCCACACUUCUCCAGGAUGUGCCUCACCUCAAGCUGUUGGUGGAGUCUUGGAGGAGCAGCCUCAUUGGCAACAUCACAACCCUCCCUUUGUGCACCACUCUCACUCCAUCAACCUGUCCCCUAGACAGUCGCCUUGCCAUUCACCACGCACCAGUGUCACUGAUGAAAACUGGCUGAGUCCUCGGCCAUCUUCCAGACCUUCGUCACGUCCCACCUCACCCUGCGGAAAAAGGCGGCACUCCAGUGCAGAUAUUUGUUACCCCAGUUCUUUGUCUCCUCAUCACUCUCCUACACCUACACCCGGACCUUCACCGAGGAGUAGCGUGACGGAGGACACUUGGGCUGGGAGUCCCUCUCUUGGCAUGUCACCAUUUCAGUGCUGUCCAUCUGAGACAGAUAUCCCUUUAAAGACAAGAAAGACCUCACAAGACAGAACAGUUUUGCAGACUGGGAAAGGAGAGCUGGGGCUGGAUGAGCAGGCAAAUAUUCCCAGCAGUCUGGACUCUCCUUCAGAUGAGACUCUGCACCUCUUGAAAAAGGAUGGACAUGUGGAACAGUUUCUCUCAGUGCCAUCACACUUCUCAUGGAGUAAACCCAAGCCUGGUCACACACCAAUUUUCAGGACCUCCUCAUUGCCUCCUCUAGAUUGGCCACUGCCAAGCCAGUUUGGCCAGUAUGAACUGAAGAUCGAGGUACAACCCAAAGCCCACCAUCGAGCACACUAUGAGACAGAGGGUAGCCGCGGAGCCGUUAAAGCAGCAUCUGGGGGCCAUCCCAUCGUAAAGCUCAUGGGCUACAGCGAGAAGCCUGUCAACCUGCAGAUGUUCAUUGGAACAGCCGAUGACCGCUACUUGAGGCCGCACGCCUUCUACCAGGUGCACCGGAUCACUGGGAAAACUGUAGCCACGGCCAGCCAGGAAAUUCUGGUCUCCAGCACCAAAGUCCUUGAAAUCCCUCUACUUCCUGAAAAUAACAUGUCAGCCAGCAUCGACUGUGCGGGAAUACUCAAACUGCGGAACUCCGACAUCGAGCUGCGCAAGGGGGAAACUGACAUUGGAAGGAAGAACACGCGGGUCCGAGUGGUGUUCCGAGUUCACAUCCCUCAGCCCAACGGGAAGGUGCUGUCUCUGCAGGCUGCCUCUAUUCCUGUGGAGUGCUCCCAGCGUUCAGCACAAGAGUUGCCGCAAGUUGAGAAAUUCAACCUGACCAGCUGUCUGGUCAGCGGGGGAGAAGAGAUGGUGAUCAGUGGCUCCAACUUCUUUCCGGAGUCCAAGGUCAUCUUCCUGGAGAAAGGCCCUGACGGACGCCCACAGUGGGAAGUCGAGGCCAAAAUAAUCCGUGAGAAAACUCAAGGCUCCUGCAUCGUGGUGGAGGUCCCUCCGUACCACAGCAAGACCGUGAGCUCAGCCGUCCAGGUGCAGUUCUACGUCUGCAAUGGAAAACGGAAACGGAGCCAAUCGCAACGCUUCACGUACCUGUCAGUGAUGGUAAAACAGGAGCACAGAGACGAGCUGGACCUCCCCGGACCCCCCAUUUCCAUGCCCCUAGCACAUGCUGCCAGUUUGGUCCACACUCAGCUGCCUUCUCCUGAGCAGAGCCACCCAUCGGACAGCCUUCUGUCCAGCUCCCCUCAUGGCCUGGCCACCAGCUCCGGACAUGGCCUGCUACCUCUGCCGGGCCCCUGCGCCCCCCUGAGCUCCCCAUCUUUCCAGCACCUGCCUCACCUCCAAGGUCGCAGUUUGCACCACCCUCCUGCUGACUGCCACAUGACUUUCCAACAGAGCUCUGGCCCCGCUCCUCCCCCUCAGCCCUUGUACCAGCCUUUGCAGCACAGCCAUAGUCCGAGUCACAGCCUGUCCUUUAAUGGCCAACCCAACCUCUCACCUCAGGGCUAUGAGCGGCUUCCGUUUCAGCAGAGCCCCACUGCAACAUCGCACCCAAUGAGCAUGGGCAUGGUGUAUCCUUCCUCCCCUUGUUCCUCACCUUCUGCAUCAUCCAACCCCAUUGUAGGGUCCCCGCAGAACCAGCAACCUCUGCUCACGCCCUCAUCCCCACACCUCCACAGAUUAGGAGGUUAUCACUGCUCUUCAAAUUCCAACCAGGUGCCCUCUUCAGGUGGACACCCCCUCACUGGGCAGCACUCCUCCCAGCUGCAGCGAGGAAUGGAUUACCACCCCGUAAGUCAAAGAUCAGCAUCCUGUCCCACGCCAUCCACCGCGCCCCCUCCACGGAUGGUUGCUUCUCCCCACUCUGGACCUUCUUCUCCUCAACUCCACUCGCUACCCUACCAUUCCCCGACCUCGUCUUCCCCCACCUCGGGUGGCAGCCCUCUGGGGGCCUUGCAGCAGCAUUCAGGACAGCCGUCUCCUCAGGCCACAAGCCCGGUCAUGAGCAGUCUGUCUCCAGCAGCAGUCGGGGCGCUGGUUCAUCCUCUGACUCCUCAGGGGCCCUACCCCUCUGAGGGGGAGAGGCUGAUCAUCAAACAAGAGCCAGAAGACAGAGAGCCCACUUUCCGCUCCAUUGGCCUGCAGGACAUCACACUGGAUGAUGUGAACGAAAUCAUCGGCAGAGACAUGUCCCAGGCACCAAGUGCUCACGGUCCUCCAUCAGCUCACAACCAGUCGUAGUGUCACCUGAACUCCCCCUCAAAGGUCCACCUCGCCCCUCCAUCUGUCAACCUGCAAACUCCUCAACUCAGACAAGGACUCGGGUCCUGGUCCAGGUUCUGGUCCGGGUGGCAGAAGAGGACAGCGGAGCCCUGAAGCCCCCCUGAGUGACCUGACACCUGAAGCUCAGUUCUUACAUGUAAAGGGAAACGUGGCGCCAAACGGAUCCCAGCUGUCCGCCAGCGCUCAGGCCCGAGUUUGACCUCCUGUCUUCCUGAGCCCUCGGCUCUGCGCUCCGAAGUGUUUCCAUCCCCUUCUCACCAGCAUGAAGAGGACUAGCACACAGAACGGAAGAGGCGAACACUUCCAGAGGUUUGACGGUGUGAGCAUCAGCAGAAGAGAAGCCACAUUUGACUUCAGAUACUGGAUUCUAAAAAAACUGACGCCCUGAUUGACGGGCCUGCCUUUCAGAGGCCUGCUGUCCAGACAUUUCAGUGACGCAUCCCGCCCUCCUUUCUGAUGAAACCUUCUCCUCUGGUUUUCAGAGUGCAACAUUCCACAUCUUACAGUAGCCUUGCAGCUGUUAAGAAAUCUAUAGAUUAAUCCUCACACGGCUUUCUUUUUCUGGCUUUUCUGUUAUGCCUGUUUCUUUUUUUCCUCUCUUUUUAGCUGAACAAAUGCCUUAUUGAUAUGUAUCAGCUUUGAAUGGUAGCAAAAGCUUUCUGUUGUUUUGCACAGUUUGAGGAUCAUAUGUUUUUGUUUAGGAGCCGCUGUGGAGCCUGUGUGUUUGGGAUUUUUAUGAAUCGCCCAUUAUUUUUUCUGUCAAACAGAAGCGUUCUCAUUGGUCCACAGAGACGGCACUCUCUAAAAUUUCAGUUUAAUCUCCCAGAGGCCUUUGUGUGCCUUCGAUUUUCUUACAGCGGACGAGAAACGAUCGGAAAGUAUUUGAAACGUUCAGACGUCUUUCUGUUGUACGUUGUUUUUCUUUUGGUCCUCAUUUCAUUGAACAAGUUGAAAUCCCAAAGUCGAUGAGGUCUUCCACUCCACCCUGCUCACAACAAUCACCGUUUGCUGUUAACACUGGCAGACUGGUGCGUCCUUUCAUCACAGAUAUGCAGCGCCGACAUGGCAGUGAUAACACGAACUCCGGUCAGGGAGGACGGAGACUUGAGCUGAGCAACUCGAGCUUUUUUAAAAGCUUGAAACUCGUUUCCAGCUGAAAUGAUUCUGCUAUGCAUUCAUGCUUUCUUUAUGCUUAAAAAACGACAAAAAAAAGACCUUGAUGCCUGUAUAGGUAGACACUUGUCUUUGCAGAUGCUGGGCUGGUUCUGUUCAAAUCCUGUGGAAGCCUCUCGAUGGCUUCUGGGGCACACGCGUGUGUGUGAGUGUGAGUUAUGGUGAAUGGCAGUCAUUUGCAUCAAGAUCCUAUAAAAAAAAAGAAAAAAGAGGAUUGGGUCCUAUUUUCCAAUAACAAAAGCACUUGUGUGUUGAGUCUAUGCAAACCGCAGCAAAAGUGAGCUCUAACACAAACUCAGAAGCAACAUUUUUCUGGAUAAAUGAAAAGAGAAUUCAUGUGGUGGGAAUAUCAUACCACUAUGUGAACCCUUCAGAUGCCUUAACUCUUGUUCGUAUGCUGUUCUCUGCCCUGGCCUAGGUCAGGAUUCUAGUUUCUUCCUGUUUGUUUUUUCACAUUAAGACGAGUUCUGCAGCUCAAGAGACAAAAGAGUGAAACAAAACCAGCAUUGACGGUAAACUCUGGCUGCCGUCUGCUUCGGCCACAACCAAAGAGCGAACAACUUGUUCCUGUUUUAAGUGACGGCGAAGCAGUGGAUUCUAUUUUUGAUACUUUGAAAUGGAUGUCAUUCCUACAAACGGCUGAGGACAUGUAUGACUCUGUCUAGAUGGCAUACAUGUUUUUGUGUGGGUGUCUAGAUGCACAGAAAAACUAUUUAGAUGUAUUUUGUAAAAUAAAAGGGAAAUACAGGAUUAGCUGAUGUUUACCAA